Molecule: messenger RNA, 1727 nt
Organism: Monascus purpureus
Lineage: Eukaryota; Fungi; Ascomycota; Eurotiomycetes; Eurotiales; Aspergillaceae
Source: the annotation of a GenBank genome assembly
CCAUUUUCUCCGGUUCUGUCGAGAGAGAUGAUCAAUUGCCUUCUUCUCUAGCCGGAUCUCAUCCUCAUGAUUUCAGAAUGGCGCUCUCUUUCCUCACGACGUUACCCAUCGUUUCUCUCGUUCUUUUUGUUGUCUACAAAGCCAUUAUAUAUCCGGCAUUUUUGUCCCCUCUUGCCAAAAUCCCAAAUGCACAUUGGACGGUGCCUAUUUGUCCUGCAUGGAUUCUCUGGGUGCGAUUCAGAGGCCGAAAUAACAGAACGAUACACGCAGCUCAUGAGAGACUUGGCCCCAUCAUUCGACUUGCACCAUCGGAGAUCUCUAUCAAUUGCAUCAAUGGAGGAAUCAAGACCAUAUACACAGGUGGAUUCGAAAAGCAUGAAUGGUAUCCGCGGGUGUUUGGGUCAUUUGGGACGGUUAGUAUGUUCACAAUGACUGGGAGUAAAGCCCACGCGUCCCGCAAGCGUCUGCUGUCGAAUAUAUACUCCAAGUCUGUAUUGCAAUCAUCGCCGCAUUUACGAGAGAUAUCGCGUACCGUCGUAUUCGACCGUUUUCUCCCAAUCAUCCAGAAAGCGGCGUCCUCGAAAUCGUCGAUUGAUAUCCAUGAUCUAGACCAAGGUCUAACCAUGGACUUCGUCUCCGCUUAUCUUUUUGGCCUGGCGAAUGGAACCAACUUCCUACAGGAUAAUGACUUCCGGCGCAGGAUGCUUCAGCUCUAUCAGUGCAGAAAACCGUUUGAGUUUUACCACCAGGAAGUCCCGAAACUGCUUUCAUGGGCAAGGGCCGUGGGGAUUCGAUUGAUCCCGAAAUGGUGUGAUUUUGCAAAUUCAGUGCUUGACACUUGGGGCCUGGAGCUGUGCGACAAAGCGGAGCAGUCCGUUACGUCUACACAACCCGGCGUGGAACCAGUUGUGUAUAAGCAGUUGAAGCAAAGCAUUUCGAAAAGGUCCACAGCAGAAGGCAAUGAUCCAGAGUCCGACGCAAAUGCUCUCGAGCAACAGAGACUUGAUAUUGCUUGCGAGAUGUACGAUCACCUCACCGCUGGCCACGAGACCAGCGCCGUCGCCCUAACGUAUCUGUUCUGGGAGCUUUCGAAACAUACCGAGCUGCAGAGGGAACUUCGUAAGGAACUGAUGAUUUUAGACCCCCCACUUAUCUACUCUGGCCCAUCGACGCCUCACGAACUACCAACACCCAAGUCUAUUGACAGGUUACCCCUGCUUGAAGCAAUUGUAACAGAGACUUUGCGCCUUCAUGCCCCGAUCCCCGGCAUACAACCUCGAGUAACCCCGUAUCCAUCCUGUACUUUGGUGGGAUAUACAGACAUACCUCCCAAUACAAGGGUGAAUGCGCAGGCAUACUCCUUGCACCGGAACCCUGAGGUCUUUCCCGAGCCAUUAACCUGGCAACCGAAGCGAUGGCUCAAGGAUGGCAAUGAAAAUACCAGUUCCAAUCUAGAAGAAAUGCGGCGUUGGUUCUGGGCCUUUGGGAGCGGUGGGAGGAUGUGUGUAGGAAGCAAUCUAGCACUACAAGAAAUGAAACUCGUAGUUGCGGCUGUGUAUACCAAUUUUACUACUUCCAUUGUUGAUGAUGAGAAUAUGGAGGCUAUCGAUGCUUAUACAGUGAAGCCGAGGGGAGAGAAAUUGAUCCUCAGGUUCGAAGCCGUUCAAUAGGAACCGGUGCAGUUUGUAUAUAAAAUACUCAUCUAAAAACAUUGAUAGAAUGAGGAA